AUGACUGCUACGGAGCCAACCAGCAGACCAUCCUCUGGGUCCAAAAGCAUUUCCUUUGAUCUGCCUGCACACUCCAUCACAGAUCCCAACUCCAACAUCAUGAAUGUUCCAAGGCCUAAAUCUGCCAAAGGUCGGAGUCGCUCUAACUCGGCGUAUGUUCACGGCACAGAGACUUGUUCCUAUCCUGUUCCGAUUCCAACUACCUUCAGUGAUAGGAGCGGCUGCCCCUCAUCCUCGCCCCCCGCCCCUGUCUUAUAUCCACACACCAGGAUCACUCGCGUGACUAAAGAGGAAGUCCCAGAACUUCUCCAUCCUCUACCUUCUCGUCCAUCGUCAUCCUUAAAUCGGUACAGAGUUCUACCCUCCAUUGGGACCAGCGUCAUCAGAACAAAGACUCCAGACCAUAACGUGGACUUAAACAUUGACUUUGAAGAAAAAUUAAGCUUACAUGGGGAAAAGAAGCCAUCACACUUUAAAUCCAAAAGUGCAACUUCCAGAGAACAUUCCCUUGUCUUCCCACUGGACGAACCUUCAGAAUCUGAGCCGAAAUUGCGACUUGCUGUGAGGUACCCAUCGGGCCAGAGAUUUGAGCGUUGCUUCAGGCCUACAGAUACGCUGCAGACUAUCCUCUCUGUGGCAGAAUGGAGGAGUGAUGGCGACUAUAGGAAUUUUGUAGUUGAAACGAUGGAUGUGCCUAGGAGGAGCUUCAAUGAUUUGUCGAAGACACUGGAGGAAUGUGGAAUUCAGAAUAAAUCAGUUCUUUGUAUUUUACAUGAUGAUGAUGAUUAAUGCAUGUGUUAGUGACUUGUGUAUCAAUUUUCCUAUUGAAAAUUGUAAGACGAUGUCAAACCUAUGGAGCUCCAGAAAUUUUUCCAAUUUGUUAAUACUUAUAACCAUAAAUUCACAUCAAUGGGACAAACAGCAUAACUUCAGUGGCAAACGCAAGACAUUCUGCAGGUACUGGAAAUCCAGAGCAACAUGCACAAGAUGCUGGAGGAACUCGGCAGGUCAUCUGUGGAGAGGAAUAAGCAGUCAACGAUUCAGGCUGAGACCGUUCGUCAGGACUGGAAAGGAAGGGGGAAGAUGUCAGAGUA
Mobula hypostoma (lesser devil ray) is the source of this 1094-nucleotide messenger RNA. RefSeq names its product UBX domain protein 10 (gene ubxn10). Bases 1 to 789 code for a protein of 262 amino acids. NCBI's taxonomy places the organism in Eukaryota, Metazoa, Chordata, Chondrichthyes, Myliobatiformes, Myliobatidae. The record is from RefSeq and is a predicted model, not a curated record. The transcript has a single exon. Gene Ontology annotation, molecular function: ubiquitin binding. Gene Ontology annotation, cellular component: endoplasmic reticulum.